GGAGCCCCUGAAAAGAUUGCUCGAUUCUCCUCAGUCGAUUGAUAACUGUUGCCGGUCACGUUUGGGUGUUGAAUUUGCGCUUAACUGCUUCUAGACAAGUGAUAGGAGGAUCUGAAAAAAAUGUCCUACGCUAAUAAUUCCUCAAAUGGAGUACAAUCGGACGAACGCGUUGUGGAUUUCCGUUCGGAUACCAUAAGCGUCCCAACGGCCAGCAUGCGUAAGGCGAUAUAUGAAGCCGUCGUCGGCGAUGACGUAUACGGUGAGGAUCCGACGGUCUUAGAGCUGGAGCGUCGUUCGGCUGAGCUUUUUGGAAAGGAAGCUGCGCUGUUCGUGCCGACCGGAACCAUGGCAAAUUUGCUAGCAGUCAUGGUUCACUGUAGCAGGAGAGGAACCGAAGCCAUCGUUGGAGAUGCGGCUCAUGUGUUUCUCUACGAGCAGGGAGGUGCGGCGCAGAUUGCGGGGGUACUGCUCAGCACGAUCAAAAAUAAACCGGACGGUACAUUCUGUCUGGACGAACUGGUUCACAAGUUUCGCGGCUUUGAUGUUCAUGAGCCCAACACGACACUGGUGUUGGUCGAAAACACUCACAACAUGUGUGGCGGCAAAGUUUUACCGUUGCAAUGGUUGGAGGAUUUGUCAAAAAUAUGUAAGGAACGCUCAGUCAAGCUGCACAUGGACGGCGCCCGCGUGUUCAAUGCGGCUGCGCAUUUGAACGUUCCUGUGGCGCGCGUCGUUCGGGAUGUCGACACUGUUUGCUUCUGUCUCAGCAAAGGUCUGGCCUGUCCGGUUGGGUCGAUGCUGAUUGGAUCGAAGGAUUUCAUCAAGGAAGCACAUCGUUUGCGGAAGGCUCUCGGUGGAGGAAUGCGCCAAGUUGGGUUCCUGGCAGCCGCAGGACUCGUUGCUUUGGAUGAAAUCGUUCCGAAGCUGAAGAUCGACCACCAGCGCACCAAAAGAAUUGCUGAAAGCAUCUACACUCUGAAAAGUCCCCUGUUUACGGUUGAUUUGGCAAAUUUGCAUACCAACAUCCUGAUGGUACAGAUAUUGACGGACAAAGUAAAGUCGUGCGAGCUUGGAAAAAGAUUAUCCACCAUUGAAGCGAAAGAAAUAGAGGAUGGUUUGGUGGAUGCAUCUGGCAAAGGCAUAUGUGUUAAAAUUAGUGCUCGUGAUUGGGCGUUUGCUCGCAUUGUUGUGUACACUAAUUUAACCGAUGAAGAAGUUGAUCUGGCUAUCAAGAAAAUUGAAUACGUUAUUCGAGAGUACGAGAAAAACAUCAAGUAAAAUUGAUUUACCGUUUCCAGUAAAAAUCAUUGCCAACAAUAAUUGGUUAAUCGUUCAAUAGUUUUCGGAUAGAAAACACAAUA
Molecule: messenger RNA, 1361 nt
Organism: Uranotaenia lowii
Lineage: Eukaryota; Metazoa; Arthropoda; Insecta; Diptera; Culicidae
Exons: 3
Coding region: 121-1278 (385 amino acids)
Biological process (GO): glycine biosynthetic process; L-threonine catabolic process
Cellular component (GO): cytosol
Molecular function (GO): L-allo-threonine aldolase activity
Source: RefSeq, a predicted model, not a curated record